AUGUUCACAGACAACUAUGAGGAUGCUGACUGGCAUCCUCCGACAUCCCUCCUGGAGACACACCCCAACCCGCUCCCAGAUGCCCGACUGGUGAUGCACAGCAGCAACACUGAUGCUGAUAAAGGCACCAACCAAACCUUCAGCCAGACUAUUGGCACAGCUCAGUGCAGCCAGUUCAGCAGCCAGCUGACAUCUAACGGCCAGUGCCGGCUGAUAGCAACACUGCCUCCAGUGGGAACAUCGCAGAAACGCUGUCCAGAUAUGUUUCGCUGCACAGACGACAUCUCCUAUUGGCUCCAUGAGAACCAGAACAGCAAGGAGCAGCUGGAGGAGCUGAGGGAGACGAUGUCAGAGCUGCAGGAGGAGCUGAGGAGCCACCGGCAUCGAGUCAAGUCCCUGGAGAUGCAGGGUGAAGAAAGCUUUAGUCUGAACUCAACCUUCAACCAGAGGCUGCGCUCUCUGGAGCUGCGUCAUGCUGAGGUCGACAUGCUGCUCCAUGUGCACACGGUGCUGCUGCAUGAACUGCAGGUGCAGCUCCACAACCUGUCAGCUACAGUGCAACACAUAAACCAUAACACAGGUUGCACAGUUAAUGUCAUCAGGACGGUACCACCGCUCGGCAUGCGAGAUUCACUGCCACCAGUGUACUUGUAG
Molecule: messenger RNA, 654 nt
Organism: Monopterus albus (swamp eel)
Lineage: Eukaryota; Metazoa; Chordata; Actinopteri; Synbranchiformes; Synbranchidae
Exons: 3
Coding region: 1-654 (217 amino acids)
Source: RefSeq, a predicted model, not a curated record